GUUGAUGUGUUAUAGUAAAUGACAUUCCAAAUUUUAUAAAUAGAAAUAUUAUUACUAUAUUUUGUUUAAUCUAUUGUAAAAUGAAAGAAUUGAAAUACGGAAAUUGAUUGAAAUUUCACAACGGCUCUUGAUGUCACGGUUAUAGAAAAAGUGUGCUCUGCAGUAUAUGAAAGUCACUGAAGCAGUUUGCCGGUUAAAAGGACGUAUUGGAAAAUCGAAUUGUACUUUUUACCUGUAUUAUUGCUUUCAGUUGAUUUUCAAAGUUUGAUGAUUAUUGAUCCGUAUAUAAUUUGAAACCACAACAAACAAACAAAAAUCAAUUAAAACUUCGGACCCUUUUUGCAAGCAUAUCAAUUUAAUUGGAUAUAAUAUAAUUAUGUCAUUGUCAGCUGUGGAAGACCAUUACCUACCACAUGAUUCAUUGGAGUAUUUCAUAAAAUUUCCACCGCCAAUAAGUGCACUUAGUAAGGCAUAUCCAUCAAAUGAGUGUUCAGAAUGUGAUUUUAAUUUUGCCAGUGAUGAAAGUAAUACACCAAUUGUGUUGCUUUUGGGGUGGGCUGGUUGCCAAGAUAAAUAUCUCAUUAAAUAUUCAAAAAUCUACGAAGAUCGAGGUUUGAUUACUGUUCGAUACACUGCGCCCGUUGAGAAUAUAUUUUGGAAACGAGAUGCCAUGAAGUCGAUUGGUCAAAAAAUCGUUAAAUUAUUAUACGAUAUGAAUUUUGAUGCGAAUCCAAUAAUUUUACACGUAUUCUCGAAUGGCGGCGCAUAUUUAUAUCAACAUAUCGAUUUGGCAAUCAAGGAAUUUCAAACACCGCUUGAUAUCUGUGGUAUAAUCUUUGAUUCGUCGCCAGGAGAUCGACGCCUUCUUUCAUUAUAUCGGGCUGUAUCGUCUAUUUAUGGCAAAGAGCGACGAUUUAGUUGCAUAAUUUCCUGGGGUAUAACUUUGGGAUUAGCAGCAAAAUGGAUAUUCGAGGAUCUGUUCUUGCGGAUAAAAGGGAUGUUUUCAUCAAAAUCAACACCAAGUGUUAAUCCGUAUAACGACUUAAUGUACCUUGACAAUUACAUACCGCAAUUGUUUUUGUAUUCAAAUGCCGACAAACUCAUUCUACCUGGUGAUGUUGAAUCAUUUGCAUAUUUUCGACAGAGCAUUGGUGUACCAGUAGAGACUGUUUGCUUUCAUGAUGCCGAACACGUUAAGCUAUUCAUUAAAUAUCCACAAAAGUAUAUACAAUGCGUAUGCACGUUCAUCAGUAACUGUUUGAUGACAAUUCCACUUCAAAUGGAAGCAAUUAAAAAGUUCAAUUAGACACCAUUUUGAGAACAAAAACAUAUAUUUUAUUUCGGACUUGAAUUUUGCAAGCAGAUUAGUUAAGCUUACCGUAUGAAAAAACACAGUCUUUAUCACAGUGUAGUAUUUUCUCCUUCUAAAAAAGAUGUUUCAAUCAAAAGAACUGCUUUAAUUAGAGUAAAAAAAAUGCUGAUUCGUUACAUAACAGUUAAAAAUAUAAAUUUAUUAGUAUUUUCUACCAAAAAUAUAAACAAUGUUUGUCUCUGGUUAUUUGGUUUUUUUGUUGUGGUUUUUUCCAGAAAAAAAAUUCUAGUCUAGAAUUGUGUCCAAUUGUAUCUUGUGUUUUAUAUCCUGUCUCAUUGUAAUAAUUUAUGGAUGUAGGCGCGAACAAAAUGCUCACAAUUAAAUGCAAUGUGUAUGUACUCCUUUUUGCCUGUAGAUAUUUUUAUUAUGAAAUACAGUUCUUUCAAAUGAAAUCCAAAUAUAAAAUACACCAUUAA
Contarinia nasturtii (swede midge) is the source of this 1788-nucleotide messenger RNA. Its product is annotated as transmembrane protein 53. The transcript is spliced from 8 exons. The record is from RefSeq and is a predicted model, not a curated record. The coding region runs from base 377 to 1306 and encodes 309 amino acids. Lineage: Eukaryota; Metazoa; Arthropoda; Insecta; Diptera; Cecidomyiidae.